AUGCAGCGGAAACAGAAGUCCUUGGGUUUGUGUGUGACGGAUAGAGGAAUGAGUGAGAGACGUAAUGCGCAACAAAAGUAUUACCACAUCUUGUUAAUCAUUCCUUUGAAUUCUUCUGAACAAUGUCCACAUCGCGCAAUAUCACGGUGCUCUGGUAAAAAGUCUUCUUUAAAAAUAAAAUUACAAUGGAAAAUGUUUGUGAUUGUUCCGAUCCUCAAUCAAUUUGAAUGCAUUGAACAUAAACCAGAUAUUCUGUGUUUAAGUGAAACUCACGUCAUUGAUGAAAUAUUAGAUAGUGAAAUCACUUUUCCUAAUUACUCCUUGGUGCGAACGAACUCGAAUAACACUAGAACAGGUGGUGUCGUCACGUAUAUUUUAGAUAAUAUUAAAUAUAAUGUAGUAAAUAAUCCCAGUCUAAGUAUUAAUGGUAUGUGGUUGCAUUUCAUACAAAUUCAGGGCAAAAAUGAUAAAUUUUAUUUAUGCAAUAUAUAUAGGUCUCCUAAUAGUAAAAUUAGCCAAUUCACAAAAAAAAUGCUAGAUCUUGUAGAGGAAUGGUCAGAUUUGGGCAAUCUAUUAAUCGUGGGGGACUUUAAUAUAGAUGUAUUAAAAAAUGAUUAUUAUGCUAAAAAAUUCGUGGAAAAUAUGAAAUGUAUGGGUUUAGAUCAAAAAAUUACAUCACCGACAAGAUCUACAAUACAUUCUAAUACUAUAAUUGACUUAUUAUUUACUAACUUGCAUUUAAAUACUGAGAUAUUAGAAGAACCUAAAAUAGCUGAUCACAAUAUUAUUUAUAUCAAACUUAAUAAUAGACUAUAUAAUGUUAAUAAUAAUAAAUCUAAAUUAAUAACUUGUAGGGAUUACAGAAGUUUUGACAAUGACAUAUUUGCUAAAAAUGUUGCUUCUAAGUUAAGUAAAAUUGACUUCACAACCUUAGAUUGUGAUCAUACUAAUAGCAAAAUUAUCUUUAUCUUUAAUAAUCUGGUCGAGAAUGUAAUUGAUAAUAUAAUCGGUACUAUUGACUCAUUAGCUCCAAAACAUAAUAAAGUGAUUAAAUACAACUGGGAAAAAAAACCAUGGAUCGAUGGUAAAGUCAUAAAUUUAAUAAAAGAUAGAAAUAAGGCAUUUAAAAUAGCUAAAGAAACGAAUGAUAUCAAUAAUGUUACUACUUACAAAAAGUUACGAAAUGAAGUUGUCAAACAACUAAAAAUUAACAAACUAGAUUUUUACAAGACUGAAAUUGAUAAUAAUAAACGAAAUGCUAAACAAAUGUUAAAUGAGUAUUUCAUCAAUAGUAUCGGAGAUAUUGUUAAUCAAAUAGACGAUAAUUUAAAUAUACACUGUGAUAAUAAUUUUAAAUAUGAUAAUAACCGAGCAAUGCGUGUGAUCUUAGGUGUUAAUAGAUACACUAAACUAGAGACAAUGCUUGAUACUUUAUGUUGGUUAUCCAUAAGGCAAAAAAUAGUAUUUAAUUCUUGUUUGUUUAUUCAUAAGAUUCUUAAUAAUUUACUACCUAAAUAUUUACUUGAUGAAUUCGUUUUCAAUAAUAUGCAGUAUAAAACGAGAUCU
Cotesia congregata is the source of this 1566-nucleotide messenger RNA. The record is from the annotation of a GenBank genome assembly. Lineage: Eukaryota; Metazoa; Arthropoda; Insecta; Hymenoptera; Braconidae.